This is a messenger RNA of Fukomys damarensis (Damara mole-rat), 1896 nucleotides long. RefSeq names its product bile salt-activated lipase. Gene Ontology annotation, molecular function: neurexin family protein binding; triacylglycerol lipase activity; sterol ester esterase activity. The transcript has 11 exons. Gene Ontology annotation, biological process: chemical synaptic transmission; modulation of chemical synaptic transmission; presynaptic membrane assembly. The coding region runs from base 84 to 1820 and encodes 578 amino acids. NCBI's taxonomy places the organism in Eukaryota, Metazoa, Chordata, Mammalia, Rodentia, Bathyergidae. Gene Ontology annotation, cellular component: cell surface; postsynaptic specialization membrane; synapse. The record is from RefSeq and is a predicted model, not a curated record.
GCUUGUCUGUGGACAUGACCUUGGCCCCAGCUCCAUAAAUACCUGAGGCCCACGGGGAAGGCCACCGGGGGCAGACACUCAGCAUGGGUCGCCUGGAGCUCACCGUCGUGGGCCUCGCCUGCUGCUUGGCCGUGGCCAGUGCCGCAAAGCUGGGCCCGGUGUACACAGAAGGAGGGUUCGUGGAAGGUGUCAACAAGAAGCUCAGCCUUGUGGGCGUUGACUCUGUGGACGUCUUCAAGGGCAUCCCCUUUGCCACCGCCAAGACCCUGGAGAACCCGCAGCGGCAUCCUGGCUGGCAAGGGACCCUGAAGGCCACGGACCUCCAGACAGCAUGCAUGCAGACAACCUUCACAGAAGACAGCGUCUUUGGGGACCAAGACUGCCUCUACCUCAACAUCUGGGUUCCCCAGGGCAGGGAUCAAGUGUCCCAGGACCUGCCUGUGAUGAUCUGGAUCUAUGGCGGUGCCUUCUGGAAGGGCUCUAGCAGUGAGGACGGGGAGGAGAUGGCCACCCGUGGCAAUGUCAUCGUGGUCACCUUCAACUACCGCGUCAGCACCUUGGGCUUCCUCAGCACCGGGGAUGCCAACCUGCCAGGGAACUACGGCCUUCGGGAUCAGCACAUGGCCAUUGCCUGGGUGAAGAGGAACAUCGCGGCCUUUGGGGGGGACCCCAACAACAUCACCAUCUUUGGGGAAUCAGCUGGGGGUGCCAGCGUCUCCCUGCAGACCCUGUCCCCCUACAACAAAGGCCUCAUCCGGAGAGCCAUUAGCCAGAGCGGUGUGGCACUGAGCCCCUGGGCUAUCCAGCGCAACCCACUCUUCUGGGCCCAAAGGGUCGCUGAGAAGGUGGGCUGCCCCACGGACGAUACCGCCAGGCUGGCCCAGUGUCUGAAGAUUACAGACCCCCGGGCCCUGACUUUGGCCUAUCACGUUCCCUUCAGUAAAGAGGAAUAUCCUUCAUUUCACUAUCUGGGCCUUCGCCCUGUCAUCGAUGGAGACUUCAUCCCCGAUGAGCCUGUCAACCUGUUCUCCAACACUGCUGACAUCGACUAUUUAUCAGGCUCCAAUAGCAUGGAUGGCUACUUUCUUGCUGUUGUCGAUGUGCCAACCAUCCAGGAGUCCAACAAGGACACCACAGUGGAGGACUUCUACUGGCUGGUCAGUGGGUUCACCACGAGCAAGGGGCUGGAUGGCGCCCGGGCCGCCUUUGACGUCUACACCGAGCGUUGGGCUCAGGACCCAUCCCAGGAGACCAAGAAGAAGACCGUGGUGGACCUGGAGACCGACGUUCUCUUCCUGAUUCCCACGGAGACAUCCCUGGCCCAGCACAGAGCCACUGCCAAGAGUGGCAGGACCUACUUCUACCAGUUUUCUCUGCCCUCUCGGGAUCCAGGCUCUCCCAAAUGGCUGGGGGCCAACCAUGCUGUUGAAAUGGCCUAUUUGUACGGAGAGCCUUUCACUAAGCCCGAGUUGUACCAGCCUCAAGACAGGACCCUCUCCAAGGCCAUGAUCGCCUACUGGACCAACUUUGCCCGCAGUGGGGACCCCAACGUGGGCCACUCUGCUGUACCCACUCACUGGUACCCCUACACCACGGAGAAAGGCAACUACCUGGACAUCACCAGCACGCUAGACAGCAGCUCCAUGAAGGAGCACCUGAGGACCAAGUUUCUACAGUUCUGGACCCUGACCUACCAGGCGCUGCCCACUGUGCACCAGCAGAUGAGCCCUGUGCCUGCUGCAGACGACUCUGAGUCUGCUCCCAUGUCCCGGGCAGAUCUCUCCCAAGCACGUCAGAUGUCCAUCGCCUUUGGAUUCUAGUGUUCAUGUCUGGUCCCAUUUGGUCAUAGGUUUGGGCCCCCGGGGCUGCUUCUCCUUGACUCUUCCUAAAUAAAAC